ACCAAUCGCGGAGGAUGCUAUGGACCCCAAAAAUUUUGGAAGAGGAAGCAUAGAAUCCUGACCAGACAAAUUCUUAUAUUCCUUAUCCGCUGCACAAAGAGCCAGGGAACCUAUACGCCGCCGCAGCCAUGGACACCGGCAUUGUAGACAUUCCAGGCUCCGACGAUCGCUUCACCGUCAACUUCCACCAAAGCUCAAUUGAAACCCUAGUCACCUACGAGCCCAGCAAGGUCGUCGACUGGAUCAACGACAUCGAGCAACUCCACCGCGACAGUCUCCCCAAGCUCAUCGUCGGCCUCGACGUGGAGUGGCGGCCGAGUUUCUCGCGCCACCAGAACCCGGUGGCAACCCUCCAGCUCUGCGUCGGCAACCGCUGCCUCAUCGUCCAACUCCUCUACUGCAACCCCAUUCCGGAUGAGCUCUUGGCUUUCCUGGCCAACUCCUCCUACACCUUUGUGGGCGUCGGAAUUGGGGAGGAUUUGGAAAAGCUCUUAGAAGACUACGACCUGGCAGUGGCCAACGGCAUGGAGCUGCGGACCCUGGCUGCUGAAAAGGCGAACGACAGAUCACUUAAAAACGUUGGGCUGAAGGAUAUGGCGAGGAUAUAUCUGGACGCGGAGGUGGUGAAGCCGAAGAGGGUGACCAUGGGAAGAUGGGAUCAAGAGUGGCUGUCUGAAGAGCAGAUUCGUUACGCUUGCAUUGAUGCUUUCGUCUGUUACGAGGUUGGCAAGAUUUUAUGUGGAGCAGAGUCAUGAGCUGUGUGUAUUGUUACAAGCAUGUGCCGGUUUCGGAUUGAGUCUCACUAUAUGCAUUUAUUCUCUCUAUUUGUUCUCAUUGUUUAACACCCAUAUGCAUAAUUGGUAUUGUGUUGAACUAGAGGUAGUAUCAUUCCAAAAAAGGAAAACACGAUAUGAAUUUUACUUCGAGAUUUCAAUAAAAUGAUAUUAUAAAA
This is a messenger RNA of Cuscuta campestris, 952 nucleotides long. The record is from the annotation of a GenBank genome assembly. Lineage: Eukaryota; Viridiplantae; Streptophyta; Magnoliopsida; Solanales; Convolvulaceae.